AUGGAAACUCUCCUCUCAACCUCGUCUGACCUUCCUACGCCCAUCCAACAUGCCUCGCUGUUGUCGUUGCCAAACGAGAUCAUCCUGAGCAUCGUCGGUCACCUGUCCGAACCAGAUCUAGCAUCACUAUCCGCCACCAACAAGCGUUUACAUGACCUUGCAGACUUCAAGCUUAUACCGAUAGCUGUCAAAGACUACCCAUAUGUCUUGUGCUGGGCGUCUGAGUUUGGAUAUGCCGACCUUGUGAGAAGACUACUACUUGCCGGAGCAGACCCGAACCGGCCUUACGUGACGAGGUCUCCGGAUCGCGAGCGCGCAGAAUGCAAUGGGCCGGCGCAUAUGAUCGACGGCACCAACGCGAGGAUGGUGCUCGACCAUGUCUACUCUCAUGAUAUGUACGCGGCCUUGUUGAAGCGAGUGCGGGGCGACAACCCAUUUGCCAAGAGUGGUACAGCGACGAUGAGCGUGAGGAGGGGACGCCGUGGACCAACAUGGGAACGACCUAUCACCCAGAUACGGUUGGUGUUUUGA
This is a messenger RNA of Anthostomella pinea, 531 nucleotides long. The record is from the annotation of a GenBank genome assembly. NCBI's taxonomy places the organism in Eukaryota, Fungi, Ascomycota, Sordariomycetes, Xylariales, Xylariaceae.